AUGGCGGACAAUUCUCCCAAUCCGGUUCCCUUCUCGGAGCCUCCCUACUUGCGUGGUCUUCCGUCCCCGUAUAUCACAGACGCACAUCGCGAAUUCCAGAAGCGAUGCCGCAGGUUCAUGUGGGAGAAUUUGAUUCAACAUGCCAUGGAAUGGGAGAAACUGGGUACAGUCCCAGAGCAUGUGUUCCAUACGUUCUGCAAAUACAAUAUGUUGUUACCGAACAUGCCCGCUCCGUUGCCCGUGGACUGGCUCAAAAGAUUGGGGAUUGAUGACAUCCUUGGUGUCAAGGUAGAGGAUUGGGACUACAUCUAUACCGGAAUCUACUGCGAUGAGCUUAAUCGUUCCGGCCUAAGUGGACCUGGAGGAUCUCUCAACGCUGGGUUUGCCUUUGGCAUCCCGCCCAUCGUCAAGUUCGGAAGCAAAGAACUCCAGGAACGAUUUUUGCCUGACCUCUUGACUGGCCGAAAGCGCGCAUGCAUUGCAAUCACUGAGCCAGAAGCUGGCAGUGACGUUGCGAACAUUGUCACCACUGCCACGAAGAGUGCAGAUGGAAAAUACUACAUCAUCAAUGGAACCAAGAAAUGGAUCACAAACGGUAUUUGGUCUGACUAUGCCACAAUGGCUGUACGGACGGGUGGGCCCGGGCCUUCGGGUCUGUCAGUGCUGGUCGUGCCCCUGAAGAAUCAUCCAGGCGUGACGAUGCGACGAUUGAAGGUCGCCGGCCAAGUUGCUGGUGGUACCACCUACAUUGAGCUUGAUGAUGUGAAGGUGCCGGUCUCCAAUCUCAUUGGCAAAGAGGGCCAAGGCAUGCGUCUCAUCAUGACCAACUUCAACCACGAGCGGCUUGUCAUUGCCAUUGGUGUGACUCGUGCCGCUCGCGUGGCUCUCUCUGCUGCCUUUUCAUACUGCCUCAAGCGGGAAGCCUUUGGCAAGACCUUGAUGGACCAGCCUGUGGUGCGACAUCGCUUGGCCAAAGCAGGUGCUGAGCUGGAGACCAUGUCUGCUUGGGUCGAGCAGAUCUUGUAUCAGCUGUGUCACCUCAGUAAGGAAGAAGGGGAUCUGCAACUCGGAGGUCUAACUGCUAUGGCCAAGGCCAAGUCCGCGAUGGUACUGAAUGAAUGUGCUCAAGUGGCCGUGCUUCUGUUCGGUGGCAAUGGAUUCACUCAAGCCGGCCAGGGCGAGCUUGUUGAAGCGAUCCUGCGGGAUGUUCCCGGCGCUCGUAUCCCUGGUGGAUCCGAGGAUGUUUUGCUGGACCUCUCAGUGCGCCAACUGGUCAAGAUUUAUCAAGCGCAAGAGAAGAAACUGUCACAGUCGUCCAAGAUCUGA
Messenger RNA from Penicillium diatomitis, 1326 nucleotides. RefSeq names its product acyl-CoA dehydrogenase family protein. The transcript is spliced from 4 exons. Gene Ontology annotation, molecular function: flavin adenine dinucleotide binding; oxidoreductase activity, acting on the CH-CH group of donors. The coding region runs from base 1 to 1326 and encodes 441 amino acids. Lineage: Eukaryota; Fungi; Ascomycota; Eurotiomycetes; Eurotiales; Aspergillaceae. The record is from RefSeq and is a predicted model, not a curated record.